UAUGAGCCGGUUUGUUUACCGGGAUUUAGGCCCAGCGAUACGAAGGUAAUCAAUUAUUCAAACUCUCAAAAUAGAUGUCAGUUAAAGUCUCGGGGCUUCAAUGAAUCUCCCUGGGAUGAAUAACUUAAUAUUUUAUUAAAUGGUUUGUCUAAUUCCUUUCGAUGAUCUGUGCAUAUUUCGCCCACUACUGUUUUUAACGGCGUGAUGAAAGGUAGCCUUGUGAAAAAGAAAACCGCACUCCUAGUAAGGCCCAUUAGCAGUGGUGGUGUCAUGUGUUUUGACAACUAAGCAAUGAGUAUAGUCUAAGUGCGUCAAACCGCACAACCUGGAGACGUUGGCUGCAUAUGAAUAUUUGACUUACUCUGUCGAGUUCUAUCGAAGCUUUUUCCAACUCUCUGUCCGUGGCAUAUCGCGGUCAGUUAUAGGUUAACGCAGGGAUGGUAAGAUAUAUCUUGUGGUUAAAGAAUGGGGAGGUCUUCUAGCUUACCUUAAAACACCACAUUUAUCUUCUUUAUCAGAAGCUUCACCAAGACCGCACUGAAGUCUCUUUUUUUUUUUCGUUUCGGAAAUGUUUGGAAGUUAAAUGCUUAUCGAUUUCGAGGAGUAUUUGUAUGAAUUCAAAUAAGUAAAUGUCUUGCCCAAUACGGCGACUGUCAAACGUAGUGUUCGUUUAAUAUUUGCCAUUUGCGCCGAGGUUAGCUUUCCGAGAGCGCUCUACAAGCAUUUACACUGUACUCAUUGUUUAAUUUUUGACUCAUUUUCAUUGUGCUCUAAUAUGACAUUGUUUACUUCUUGCAGAUUAUGGCAGCGUUCAAGAGAUGGCGUUCGAAAUACAAGCGUUACAAGAGCCAAAUACCUGCGCAGAUGAGAAACAGGAUAAUCUUACAUUAUGGACUGUUUAAAAUAACCUGGGAUUGGGUGAUUCUUAUAAUGGUGCUCUACACAGCCAUAGAGGUGCCUUUCGUUUCCGCAUUUGUGUUAACACCAAAACCUGAUGACGAACAAUUUGGGGAUAAUGCAACAAGCAAAAGUAAGCUACCAAAUUUAAAUAUGAUGACUUGAGUGUUUCCCACAGAAUUAGAUCUCUAAGCCGUUACCUGUAAAGAAUUGUUUCAUUCCCCGACACUCGGAGAACCAAAUAUGGAGCUACGUCGAGCAUUGUGAGUGCGCAAACGAAAUCUUGUGAUGUGACAAUUCAUAUCGGAAACCUCCACACAAGCUGCAGUUUCACCUGCUAUUUACUCUUUUUUUGUAAAUUUUUGUAAAUAAAUAAAUGAGGCUUGAACGGGAUUUUAUAGACAGUUCAUUCUAAACAUUUUGAACUUGAAACUUAAGUCACGGUGACGCCUUCAAGUCGUCGAUCGAUUUUGUCUCGCCGACCGGUUUUACCCUGCUUGCCACUAGAGUUUCGUUAAUGAUACAAAUUUUCCUCCAAUUUUAUUCAGGGAAAUAUCUGUUGUAAACUAAACUGAAUACAUUAUGAAACAAUUGAUAGUUUUGCACCUUGAGAAACAAUUUUCAAUUGACAUUUCUUUUGCGUAUAAGCUCACCGUGACUCUAUUCCGUCCAGUUUCAGUUUGAAAGUCGGGUGUUAGUUCUUGUGUUUUGUUGUUGUCGGUUUGUCUUUUUUGCUAUAUACAGCGACUGAAAUGGGUUGGCAAGCAAGUAGACUCUCCGCGGAGUCGGGCUCUAUCUUUCCUAUAGUUAUCUUAUGUCAGUAGUGAAAGAUAAGGAGGCUGGAAGAGUACGCAGGGGUCGACGACUGUCUAGCUCAAAAAUGUUAAGCCGAUUCAGUAUGCUUUGCACUAAAUGGCAACAAUCUUGUGUAAAAUGUGCGGGGGAAAAAUAAAAUCGUUGUGGACCAUUCUUGAGACUGUAAUAUAAUCCUCGAUUUUUUGUGUUCGCUUACGACCACUAACUUGUAGGUAUCUUUCUAAAUUAGCGCCGCAUGUUUACUACCUAAAUUAUUCAUCCUCUGCCUUAAUACUAUUUACGUGAAUGGUAUCGCUGUGGGAUUUCAUCCAAAAACCUAAAACAAGAACCACCCACUCUUCACAGCACCACGGGGAAGGACUGAUCAGAGCUGAUCAGUGACCAUCAUUUGGUUGGUCAUACGACAAGAUUUUAUCUGCACUGACUCUAAGAUUAUAAACACACUGAACACACAUUAAGUCCGAAGUCAGAGCGAAGAAAGCUAUAUAUAGGAAGCUUAAUAAUUUGCGUGGACAUCCGGUUUUUUGAAUACAACCUCAAAAGAUAAGCUUUAAUUUUCGUCACAGUUUUAGCAAAAGAAUUGUGGUUCACAAUGAGGCAUUACUAUUUUAAACAAAAUGACAAGACUGUGAAAGAAUUAACAGAGAAAGGACUAUUUCAAAAGCGUUUUUAUAAAACGUGUUGUUUUAUGAAACGUUAAUCGUUGCAGGUGAAAAGUGUUUUAUUGUAGAAACUUAAUGAGUCGUCGUUAAUAACCGAUAUUCGUGACAUCUUUUUAAUCGUAGUUUUUAUUAGUUUUUGAUAAUAACUUUGCCGAAACUUGCUUGUGAAGCACUUGUUUUUUUUCAUUUUUACUUGGAAAUAAGAAAAGCUUUGUCAAAUUGGUUUCUGUUACAAUGAAAAAGGCUCGGUCAAAUAUCACUUAAAGCACUUUAUAGCACUAUUGUUUGUAUUUUAAUUACAAAUUUUUAACUAAGCAUGUGAAAAUUUUGUCGAAUAGCAACUUAAAGUUUUUUUGUUAACUUUCUUGGCAUAUCAUUUAAAAAAAAAACUGAUUUGACAUUUAAAAUAUGAAAAAAAUAUUAUAGCUAAUAACCUUCAUUUUAAGCAUGUAAGCUUACAAAAUAUUAUCAUAUACGUUGUGUGUUCCCCCUUUUAUGCGGUGUAAAUUUGCAUUAGGCAUUUAGAGAUAAACAGUCGCCCUUAGUUAUGAGCUCAUUACUAAAGCAUUUCCUUUGUCUCACAAUAGAGUUUUUCGACCCUUACUAGCCGCUACGCAUUUCACUUGAAAGUAGGAAAAGACGGUUAUAAGAUACAGUCAAUCUAUCUUAUCUAAAAUCUUGAUUUUAUUUUGAGCUGCCUAAUUACAACUGUUUUUAUAUAGUCAGGGCAUUGCCACCUGCGCCUGGCUCGGUACCCUUUACAAAAUGUUAAUGAAAUAAUGCCACACGCAAUAUGGCUUAAAACUUAAAGGUUUUAUCAUGCCUGAAAAUCGUGCCGUGUUGGGGUGAUUAUGGCUUCAAGAAAGGCGCUGUCAGGCCUCCGAAAAAAUAGAAACCUGACUGGCAUAAUCCUUCUUAUUAAUGAGUGACCCAUAUCGACCAGUCGUAUAUUUCACAACUAUUAACUGCUAUGGAGGGGGAGACCUUCUUAGAAAAGCGCGGGUGACGGGGGCGGGGAGGGUAAAGAUGUAGGGUGGCAGGAUUUUUUUGUUUUGUUUAGAUUAGGGGCAAGGGGAAGGGAUAUCCAAGGAAUACAGGUCCCCCCCUCCCCCUCUGUAUAGGAACCGAGGCACAGAUCACGUACAACAAAAGAAACUUACAAGAAAGCCAAACUAUGAAGCUCCUAUGAGAACUGUAUUGCUUUUGUGAUGACGGUACCUGCAGAAAUACCCGGAAUACAUCUUUGGGGGGUGGGGAGAGAAUAGAGACCCUAAGCAAAGACAUUUUUUGAGCGACGCACUUCAAGCGGAAGAGUGGGUUUUGUAUUCUUUGGCAGUUAGUUUUGCCCAAAUUUUCAGACAAUUCGUCUCUUUACGAUUGAAGAUGCUUGAACAAUAAAAUUGGGCAUUUUCAGGCAUAAGGGAAAUGGCCUUACUUUUGAGUGACGUGUGUCGCUCAAUAACGCAUUUGCUUUUACCGAAAUGAACUGAACUACCCACGUUUUUAAAAGAAGUUUUAUUCAAGGAAUGCCCUGCUUAACAACAUCGUACAAACCAGACAUUUCGAUGGUGAACCGUCUUGCUCAGUGGUUUAAAAGCGCUUACCAAGCGUGUUUUCAAAACCUGUAGAUCACAAAAUACUAGCCUGAGAAAACAGACAACAUUUUGCGACGCCACCAACGGUUUCCCCGCCAAAUGACGUCUGAGAAACGAGCGCAGAAAUUCCAUACUGAUGGCGCGUCACUACCCAGAUCUGGGUAGUGCUUCUGAUUGGUUGAAGCGUAUUUCCCAGGCCUUGCGACCAAUGGACCGUUGGUGGCGUCUCAAAAUGUCGUCUGUUUUCUCAGGCUAAAAAUACUGGCUACCAUGCCUAUUGCAGAUAAUUAAUGGCAUUCAGCUUGAUUUUUACGCUUAAGUAUUCAUUUUGAUGAAAAUUCGUGUUAUGUUUCAAGGUAACUGAAACUUAUUAUACACAAAACCAUACAUAAAACAUGGGGAAAUUAAGUAAAAACUACGAUAAUAUUGUACCACACACACACAAAAAAACUAUAAAAUGACAACGACGAGACAACUUCGUUCCCAGGUCUUCUCCUAUUCACAGAAAGACGAGGGGUCCUGGUCGAGGUUGGAGUGAAAAAAAAAUCCGUUCGCUACUUAGCCUAUUCCUGGCUUUCUUCGCUGCUUGCUCGCUUUGUUCACCCAUCCACACUGACCGGCAGCCUGGCACAGGCUAGUAGCUACGCCAUGGCAUUUUAGUUGAUAUAUUGUCAUGUUUAUUAUCUAUGCAGAUGCCGAUUCAAGUCUGGGUUAUUUUGAGUCAAUCAAACGUCGGAAUCCUGAGGCCUACCCGCUUCUCUACACAGAUCUCAUCAUAGACUUUCUUUUUAUGAUCGACAUUUUGAUGAAUUUCCGCACCACUUACGUCAAAGAGGGCGAGGUGCUGAUUACGAAUCCAUGGAAGAUCGCUGUUCAUUACUUAAAGACUUAUUUUGUGGUGGAUUUGGUAGCCGCUAUUCCCUGGGAUCUGCUGGCCAGUUUCAACUCGGGGACAGAGGAGGUCAGUAGGUCAAGACCUUAACGCGAUUUUUCUUAUUUUUGCUUAAAUUUGAGAAAAACCCUCGUAUUUAUGUAUGUUAUUUAACGGAAAGGUCAGGGCCAGGUUGCAUAAAGCCUUCUUAAGAUAAGAGGGCUCGUAACUUUUGUUCUGGAACAAUAAGCUAUUGUUUUGAAAUAAUAGUAACGAGUUCCCUUUAUCUUAAGAUGGUUUUUGCAACCCGACCCAGGCACUCACGGUACUGUCCUUACUUUCUGUUUUAUAAAAGUGACCCCUUAACACAGGUUUGUUGUUGCAUAAAAUAUGAACUAAAUAUGUGCGAGAGAAAUCUAGAGGAGGCAGCGAGGCAGAGCGGUUAGAGCGUUGGACUACAAUUCGGAAGCCAAGUCCAGCUCUGACCUCUAGCUGGAUUUAUUCACGGUAGCUAGUCCCGAGUUCAAAUCCUCGACCACGCUUGUAAAUAGCCAGCUGGUUUGCCUCUGGCCAGUUGGGAUUCUUAACCCUGUUACGUUUGAUUAUAUUUGAAUUAUUUGUUUCGAUCAUUUUCUCGUCCCCACUAGCACAAGUGCUAUAACUACUGCCGAGGGUCAAUAAAGGAAUUAAUUAACUAUUAAAUAAUUAGAUGAGGUGAAAUAGGUAUAAAUAGUUAUUUAGGUGACAAAGUGGAGAUGUGGGAGCAGGUUUCCUAGCAAUUCAUACAUUGCUUUUCAAACCGAUCUAUUUUAAUUAAAUCGACAAUUUUCCUUCGCUACUUUUUUCACGUACCCUAUCAUAUGACAGCGUGCGAGGCUUCUUAGAACACCAUACGUUUUGGCUGUCAAGUAAACCGUUGGAUAGUGGAAGAAGAAGAGAAGCGGGAAACGAACUAGUCGAGCAUGAAACGUUGAGGUGGCGAAAACUGGGCACUGUUUGUAAAGUUCUAUACUUUGACUUCGUAUCGUGUGCGAUUAUACUUCCUGUUGACUUUACCGCAGUAAUAAGUUUGCCCUGGUACUAAUAAAAUUGGCCAUGACUGGCCGGAAAGAAAUAAUAUGCAAUGGGUUAUCUUACCUUUAUGAAAAACGGAGCGGUGAUUCGCUGUUUGGCGUCUGAACCAACUAGUAUAAAUGUACCUUUGUCCGUUUUCGUCGGUCUAAAUUCGAAUUCGGCUUACGGAAAUGUACGACGUUUGUAAUGGGCCCCAAGAAGCACUUAAACUGCAACACUUAUCUUUCAACCGCUAAUACUGCUCCAUUCUCUUGAUUUUGCCAGAACACAAUGUUAUUUAGUCUUCUGAAGACGGCUCGCUUACUAAGGCUGUUUCGUGCCGCAAGGAAACUGGAUCGAAACUACGAGUACAUGACGUCCCUUUUAUUUUUAAUGAUCAUGUUUUUUAUGCUGGUUGCUCAUUGGCUAGCUUGCAUUUGGUAUGCAAUCGGUAAAGAAGAAGCCGCAAAGUACGACGGAUUAUCGUGGCUCAGUAUUCUAAAAUAUCAAAUGGACGUGCCCGUGGCUGAAGAAAACGACGACUCGUCUGCCAUGAUCAGUCUCCGGACGCGGUAUCUGACGUCGCUAUAUUACGUUAUGACCCUGUGCACUACUGUAGGGUUUGGAAAUGUUUCGGCAAAUACAGACGCCGAAAGGAUUUUCUCUAUUUGCUGUAUGCUUAUGGGAGGUUAGUCGUUGCUUCUGUUCUUUCUUUAUGAAUUCAGCUUCUUGAAAACUAUCAAUGCCAGUUCUCAACCACAUCCAAAAGCCAAAGAGUCUAGCCUGAGAAGACAACCGACAUUCCGCGGCGUCACCACAGGUUUUCCCUCAAAAUGACGUCUGAGAAACGAAUGCAGAAAUUCCUUGCUGAUGACGUGUCACUACCCAGGACUGUUAAAAGUGUUUGAUUGGUUUAAGCAAGUUUCUAUCGCGUCACGACCAAUCAGAAGCACAACUCAGAUAUGGGUAGUGACACGUCAUCACUAUUGAAUUUUUGCUGUCCUUCCUCAGACGUCAUUUUGCGGGGAGACAAGUGGUGGGAUCGCGAAAAGUCGGCUAUUUUCUCAGGCUACAAAGACCCCAACCUGACAAGGUCGUCUUUUAGAUGAUGGUAGGGCGUGGGGGAGUGGACUAUGCAGACAUGAUUUUAAGUAUUUAGGCAUCGUUCUUGACGAUAGUCUUAGUUGGAAAGACCAUGUUCAUUAUGUUAUUUCUAAGGUUGGUAAAAGAGUUGGUGUCUUAGGGCGCCUUAGAAGGAAUAUCACUAUACAUCCAGCUUUCGAGAUGUAUAAUUCAUUAAUUUUGCCUAUUUUUGAUUAUUGCGAUGCUGUUUGGUCCAGCUGCAAUAAAGCAGAUAUGGAAAGCCUCGAAAAUCAUAGUUAAAUCUAAAUGUGGUACAACAUCCACGGACUAUCUUAAAUUUCAGCGUUUAGAAGAUCGCCGUAACGCUCAUAUUUUAGGUUUAGUGAAGAGGUGUUUAAAUAAUAAUGUACCACAGUUUUUAAAGAACUAUUUUAAGUUGAAUAAGGAAGUUAUUUCAAGAGAAACAAGAAGAAGCAAUUUUAUAUUCUUACCUGCAGUAAGAACUGAGACCGCCAAGAAAAGUUUUUAUUAUAAUGGCUCAGUUGUGUAUAAUAAUUAUUUAGUAAAUAAGAAUUAGUUUUAAUUGUUAUACUGUACUAUUAUUAACUUAUAGUUACUUAGUUUCUUAUUAUUUAUUUUGAACUUUUUUAUUAGUCUUAAUUUAGGGCUCCUAUUGAUAACAGAUAUACUUUUAAGUAUUCUGAAGGGAUUACCCUAGUUAAAUAAAGGUUUACUACUACUACUACUACAACAUCGAAAAUAUAGCAAGACUUUUUUUAUUUUUAAUCAACGUUUUCGUUUUUGUUAUAAGAGGGAGUUAAAAAAAAUCAUAGUCUUCCACUAUAUAUUUGGUUUUGUAAUGCAGUCGAUUACAGUACAAACCCGCGUUUAAGAACCCACAUUUUAAGUCAGCCAAAAUAGGUUCUUUUUAUACGAAGGAGACGUAGUGUAUUUGCUUACCAGAAAAAUUAGUGAUCUUGGGUUUGGCACUUGAUUUACAGUCUUUUUCACAACUGUAUUACGAUAAGCUUCAAAUAACUGAUUAGAGCUUAUUACGAAAGGUGCAUCUCUCGUGGUACAACAAUUUCUUGUUAUAGAAAUUUGUAAUUUCAAAGUCAAAUUCCUCGGUUAAAAUUUUUAUCAUAAAAUAACUGAAACGGUAACCCUCAUGCAAGAACCUGCUUGAUCUGCCUUGAAUUAACAGGUUCUUUUACUUUUGGUUAUGAACAUGGCAAAUUUCUGCCAGCAGGUUAAACCACUAGCUUUAUACACGGGUGUUUUUACUGUAUUUUGUUUCCUUUUUUUUAGCUGUGAUGCACGCAGCCAUAUUUGGUAAUGUGACAGCCAUCAUUCACGGUCAGUAUUCCAGCAACUUCCGGUAUAGGAAGGAGUCUCUUCAAAUAAACGAAUUCGUUCGUUAUUUCAAGAUUAAGAACCCGCUUGCUCGUAGGCUCAGGGAUUACUCACGUCACACGUGGUCCCAAACCAAGGGAACAGAUAUGGCCAAGGUGAGUAUCAUGUGAUCAGAAAUACUUCCGAAGAGCGCUAACUCGUGCUCAGUAGUAGAAAGGGCAAAUUUCUUUAAACGUAAGGUGUAAAGACUUUCACAUAAGAAAAUUACCUGACAGUUAAUAUUCGCACCUUAGAGCAACUAAACAACUUACAGAUGAAUGUCCGCCGUUUAACAAUAUAUUAUGCGGAUACAAACUCUGUACAAUAUAAUAAUAAAUAGAAGCAGAUCAUACAAAAUUUGCAAUUAUUGGAUGAGGCUGAAAAUGCCUUUGUACCGGCUUCGGCGGAUAACAUCCUUUGAUAUCUGCUUAGUUCUUCCGAGAUCAUACGUCAUAAGACAGGGGAUUUGACGCAAUUAGAAACGGGGAAACGUUUUAAUAAUAACUGAAAUUUGAAUUGUCUCUCUAAAGUAUUUUAGCCACUCGAAUAAACUGAAGGACAGCAACAACAAUAACAACAAAAGCGGACCAUAGCUAAUCAGCUUGCAAAGUUAAUACGAUACCAGAAAUCUAAGUAAACAAUCACGCAGCUGUUGUACCUUGUGGACAACUAAAGGUUAAACUUAAAAAGACAUUUUAGCGAAAACGACAUUUACCUCUCCAGCCACAUAAUUAUUCAAAUUUUGUAGCGUCGAUGCACUUUUUAAUUCCAUAAGGUGCACAAAACGCUGUCGCUGAAGAGAGACCACAUUUUCGUUUUUCGCAGGUUAUGGAAAAGUUCCCCGAUGGUUUACAGUACGAAAUCCAUCUUCAUAUGCACCUGACUGUUUUAUCUGAUUCGUUUCUGUUCAACUGUUUUGACGACAGCUGUUUGAGAGCGCUAGCAAAAAAAAUGCAUCGGCACCAUCAUCUUCCUGGACACCAGAUUCUACACGAAGGUGAUGACAUCGAUUCCGUGCAUCUCGUGAGAAGAGGAAAGAUUGACAUCAUGGUGCACAACAAACAGUGUGGAACGAUAAGUGAGUCUUACCUCUUAAAAUUAGCCAUAGCUUGCACGGUAGUGCACGGCAGCUGUGGAAACAGUACUCUGCGGGUAUCCUGUGCAACGUUAGUUUCCUUUUCAAAGUGUGCAGUGUGCAAGAGCAUGGAGCAAUGUGGGCGGGAAGGGGAAUUGGAGAAGAAGGAAAGGCAUCGUGCUUUGUCGCGCUUUCGGAUGAAAAGGACUGGAAUCAGGUUACAUUUAGAAGGCUUUUCUUGAUUGUUAUUGGUGGGGGUGGGGGGUUGGAAUCCACUGGUAUUUCCGCCGUCCUUUAACCUCAGUCAUACUUUGUUUAGCCCUUCGAAGCUUCCAAACAAAUUAACACCUGUUCUACCUCCCCUGCAGGGCUUCCCAAAAUGUCGUACCCCUCUAAAUUUCUGCUUUCCCUCUCAAGGUCAUAAUAGAUUAAGCGCCCCCCCCCCUCCCCCCCUUGAAGGCUCCAUAGGCUCAAACGUCCAAUAGGUAUCACAGAAAGGUAGUGCUGAAUUAUUGUUAUCUAAAGGGCGACCUGGGCAAAAAAUAAAACCAAUUAUUAUUCAUUCAAAAUAUUUCCCCGAUUCUGAUUGGCUUAAAGCACACGCAUAAUUCACCAUAACCAGUUACUGAUGACCAAAUUUGGAAGAAUUUUGUGUUUAACGAGGAAAUGACGUCAAAAAUGCAGCGUUCUUGCAGGUUAAUGCACCGUUAACCGAGAAGACCUGGGGACGAGGUUGAGUUGUUUUAGAUGUGAAAACAAAAAAUGGCGGACAUUUCACUCGUUUCAAGAGUAAGAACUAGGCGAAAUUAUAACUAAAAACAUGCCAAGAACACAACUCGAAGGGCGUGAUCUGCUAUUUGGAGAAUAUUUGCGGAGCUGAACAACCCCUAAACGUGCACUAUCGAAGGUGAACUUAACAUCGAUGGAGGUAACUAUGUUUUAUCUUUGGUUUUAAACUAGGAAUUAUUUUGAAUGAAUAAUAAAACAAUUAUUGAAUUCGGCUUGCGUAUCAUAUGAAGAAUAAUGGAGAUCUCGGAGGGUGUUAUCCACCUCGGCCUACGGCCUCGACGGAUAACACCCUCCUCGAUCUCCAUAAUUCUUCAUAAGAUACUCAGCUUCAUUCAUUAAUUGUUGAAUAUGUCAUGCUUAACCGUCUUUACCCUUUGUCUCUUCUAGGAGAAGGUGACGCAUAUGGGGCUAGUUUAAGGCAAAUUUCAUCCCGCCCAAGGGCUAAAGUUGCCUUGCGAGCAUCUACUUGUGUGGACUGUCACGUGAUCAAGCUUAAAGACCUUCAUGAUGUCUUGCUGUCAUACCCUGCUGAUCUGCGCACGCAGCUGCUAGAAACAAUGGAUGCUGCUCACCAAAAUGAUUUAUACGAUGAGGUAGUUCAAUCAUAUUUGUCACGAUUUCCCUUUCCCCUUGUUUUCGCUGCGUUUUACAAUCUUACAAAGCCUAUAAUAGAUAGUUAGGUUUUGUCCACUUGCAGACCGACGGAUUAAAUGCUUUUCACCAGUUGCCCUAAUAUGUCACACUUCUAUUUAUGGCGAGCCAACAACUGCUAAAUUCUCCUGAAAAGGAAAAAAAAAUUGGCCGAUAUCCUGUGAGAUAAGGGGUUUAGUCCCUGUUCCCCUUUCCCCGUUUAUUGUUAGACCUUCGGGGUCAUUCUUAGGGAACGGAGAUGACUUUGUCACCGUAUAUUGUUAUCUGGAAUCCAAGACUGUCUUGUUUUACCCUACAUGGGGCGACUUUGAUGUAGUUAGAGGAAGCAUGUUUUAGGUGCAAAGAGUUGAGAAGAUUAAAAUGUCAAGCGACCGGUUUCGAGCUGAUGUUUCUUGAAAAUGUUCGUGGAAACAGUGACCUGCGUGUAGUAUUCUUCCAUUUUCGACGAUGCAGAUCUCUUUGCGGAACGCAAAAGUUAUGGCGGGGGCAGUUCAUGUUAAAAAAGCUGGGCUAACGAUUGAGUGCUGCAUUAUUUAACUGUAGUCACAAAAUUGGUUUUUAGAGUUCUUUUGGUUCUUUUACAGGAUUUAACAAAUGGGAACAUCUAUGAAGCAAACAAGAACGGCUCAAAACCUGGUGCGAAGCGGAAAAAUACCUGUACGCACAAGAAAAACCGCUUAAUUUCGGAUCAGCAAUACGAAAUGAAACCCAUGCUCGGUGUGCGAAGUAGUAAAUUAAUAGAAAAGGCGCCUUCUCUUGGCUCCAGAGAAAGAGUCGGGAACGGGGACCUUAAAAAAUACAAGAGCAUAUCGUCAGUUGACAAUUCAACAGAACUUGCUGGACGCUUUAUCAAUGUAACACAGUUAGCUGACUUAGGUGCUACUGUUAAUGAUGAAAAUGAACAAAUUAUAGAACUGACAGUUGAGGAAGAGGAGAAUGCUGGCGAGGGGGACCUAAGAGAAGAGGCCCCACAGCAUAAACUCAGUGUUGCUAAAUCGAUUUGCGCCGAUUGCAAAACUCAAUUUCAACAUGAUCAGACCGAAGAUUUAGAAGAACGAAUGGAGAAAAUGACAUUAAAUAUGAAGAGACUAGAGAGUCGAAUGGAAACUCUGAUAGCUCUACUUGAAAGGAGUGGAAUUCCUAACACAUCUGCUGGCCAGGAAAGAGACUCAUGCCAAUUUAGAGAACGCACAACUUCAGUCUAA
This is a messenger RNA of Porites evermanni, 12089 nucleotides long. Lineage: Eukaryota; Metazoa; Cnidaria; Anthozoa; Scleractinia; Poritidae. The record is from the annotation of a GenBank genome assembly.